Messenger RNA from Grus americana (Whooping crane), 7412 nucleotides. Its product is annotated as keratin, type I cytoskeletal 14-like. Gene Ontology annotation, molecular function: structural molecule activity. The record is from RefSeq and is a predicted model, not a curated record. Lineage: Eukaryota; Metazoa; Chordata; Aves; Gruiformes; Gruidae. The coding region runs from base 5828 to 7234 and encodes 468 amino acids. The transcript is spliced from 8 exons. Gene Ontology annotation, cellular component: keratin filament.
GGCUGGGGACCUCUGGUAGGCAUGGAAUGUUUCACUCUUGUUAAUGACUUCAGAAAACUGCCUGCCAAGUAUGGAUUAACAAGCGGCCACGUAAUUACAACCCUGUGGGAAGCAACAGCGCUGCCUGGUUACAGGGACUGCUUUGGGGCAGCGCGGCGCAUCUCCCCUGUGCAAUGGCUUUCACGGCUGGGCACCUUCCCUGCAGCCACGGUGGCCUCCUGGGAGCGCUGCCCCUCCGUCCCCCCACGUGCACAAGGUGAGCAGAUCCUGCUGCACCCGGGCCACGGCAGGAGCCUCGCUGCCUUCUUACCAGCAACAGCCACUGCAGCCAUCAGCCCUUGAGGAGCAAGAGAAAGGGAGGUUGGGAGGGGACCAGAACACACAGCAAAUCCUAUGUGUGGGGCCACACCAAAGCCCUCCUCCAGAGGGGCCAAACUGAGCCAGGGUCCCACCUGGGGAGAGGGGCUUCCCCUGGGGACAGCGCUAGAAAAGCACGGUCCAUGGGGGCUGUUUCCAUCGCUCGUGCCCAUCCUCCUGCGUCGUCGGGGCUGUGUGCGUGGGGUGGGUCUGCACAGAGGCCAGGACAAGCCCUGGGAGCGGGAGCGCACUAAAUCCCGGCAGAGGCUGCCGUGGAGUAGUCACGGGGCUGGUGGAGUGCCUGUCACCAACAACGGGCUUGGCACAUCCACCCGGGGUCCUUUGGCAUGACCGGCCGCACUCCAGAGCAGGGAGAAAAAUGAGGCAGAUGAUCGCGAUUCCUGCCCCUCUGUGAGCACAAGCGUCUCCAGGCUGAUGCCAGUACCUGCCCCACCCCACUGCCAGCGUCACGAAUGUCCCCAAGCCAGGGUUCCCAUCUGUGUCAUGGAGACCUGGCCUGGAGUCACCGUAGGUGCAGCAGGUGUGGGCGCAGAAUGAAUGCAGGAGCCACUGCCUGUUGCCUAUAGUCAGCAUGGGAGAGUAGGUGUGCAGCUCCCUGCCUGCUCUGCCGUGCCCAGCGAGGGGAGAGGAAUGGACAGGGUGUGAUCGUAUUUCCACACUGACAGAAUGAGACAUGAGGAAAUGCAAGAGCUGCUUGCUAUCUGGAAGACAGACACUGAAAAAAUAACGUGGGAAACUCCAAGGGUUGGUGUUUUCUGUGGUGAUACAGCUAAAGCAAUUGGUGAUAGCUUGGGAGUCCAGCUCUGCUCAGACACAAAAAAUAUUCUUUUGUCUAGGGUAAAACACGCACUGAUUUGUGGUCCGUCUGUCCUCCCUUUGCCAGCUGGAACGACUCUGGGCAUGCCUCUGACUGCAGCUCAGGGAGAUUCACAGGGAGAGCCUUGGUCCUGCACCCGCUGCAGGGCAGCUCGCCCUGGGGCUCCAGACCAGGGACUCCCCAUCUCUGGUCCAUGGCUCUGCAUAUCGUUACUGGCCUGAGCCCGAGCUGGAGCACACACACCAGGAUGUCACCAGAAAGCCCUUUUCAGGGAAAGAGGGAGCCGAGCUGCUCACAGCACUGAGCUCGCUGGAAUGGGUUCCUCGUCCCCAAGCAGGAGCAGAAGGGCUGAGCCAGUUCUUGGAGACAAAACUGGUUGUGAUCAAAAGCAUUCAGUAUCUUUAUUGCUAAAACAUGCCAGCAGAAAAGCAAUGCUCAGCCAGCCUUCGGUUGGGUGAGCUGACAGCACGAUGGGUGGUCACAGCCCUUGGGUGGCUCCGAGGAUGAAUAACUGCAGCAGGACCUGGGGGAAGAGCUUGAACCGUCUGUUGACAGCCCGUCUGUGAUCCCUGUAGUGAAGCAGAGAUAACCGCAUCGCUCCGCACUGCCCAGCUGAGCAACGGAGCGUGUGAACUGGCAGCGUUCGCAGCACUGAUUCACUGGGAAUCACUCCCGUAAGGGGAUCGCCUUGGCACACACUGUGCCGAAACGGGCAGAGCGGGUCUCAGGCCGGGGAGCAGGUCUGUGCUCCAGCAAGGUGCUCACUGGUGGAGACGGCUUGUGAAGCACCGAAUGACACAGGGCCAGGACCUCGCCUGAUGCUCUGCGAACAGCUUGGCGCACGGGCCAACACGGAGGAGCAUCAUCCUUGUUCACAUUCACUGAGAGGAGAAAAAGCCUCCCGAGAGCCCAGUGCGCCCUGACACGGCGCUGCCGGUCGAAGCAGAGCAAGGUCUGGCUUCACCGUUGGCAGGAGCCAGUUCGGAGCCCAGAGAAGGACAGUGCAGAGUCACCCCCCUUGUCUUCCCUCCAGUCAGUCCUCACCUUGCUGGCUCCACUACCACCUCCUCCGCUUCUACAGCUAAAGGGGACGAGGCCGUGCUGCCCGUCUCCCCUCCAUCCUGCAGGCAGCACAGCAGGCAGCAGGGGAUCAAACGGGGUGAGCAUCACGCAGCACCCUGCAGCUCGGGCCAGCCUUGGCUCCGCUCCGCUGGCGGGCUGAUGGCUAAACGCCCUGAGCCUGCCCGGAGGGGAGUUUCCAUUGCACACACACCAUCAAGUUUCCUUUCAUGGUAACAGAUCUAGGAUUGCUUUUUUCCAGAUAAUGUGGGGGGGGCUGUCAGGACAUGUCCUAGCAGAUGAUGAAGAAUUAGCAGCUGAGAUAGAAACAGAGACAGCAUAUUUCACUCCACACCUUGAUAUAUUUGUUACCCAUUUUGGUGUUGUUCAAACUUACAGAGAAAACCUGUUGGCAAGGGUAAAGCCUGUGCCUGCCAUUCCUUCCAUGCAGGAGACAUCUUUCCCAGGGCUGGAUCCUUCAGCUGGUUUCUACUGAGCUGCGAAUUGCUGUGAAAGGCACUUGGGAGAAGCUGGCCCACAGGGGAAACCCAAUGACUCCUAAUUAGUUCUUAUUCAUGGCUUUAAAAGCACAAUUAAGUGCUAUUGUUUGAGGCAAAUGCAACUCACUGACCCUGGCCUUUUCACACCAGCCCUUACCACAGUGGGUUACUGUGUGCACUGCUUGUCCACUCCUAACCCAUAAUUUCACCUCCCUUCCUAUGCGAACCGGAGGAGUUCAGUUCUGCCUUUCCCCCUGCAGCACACCUGAGGGAGAGAUAGCAUCUACGGCAUGCUUCUUGCUGGAACAGACUCCGAUACCAUCUCCUGAACAUUAUGACGUGGUUUUUUUUUUUUUCUUUUUUCUAUCUCAAGGGAAUUUAUUGUGGGUGAGUGUUUCAGGAGAGCCUGGGAGAUUGAAUUCUGGUAACAUGAAAUAGCCGAAGUGGUGCACGUUCCUCUGUAUAAUCACGCUCUGCCGACAGAACUUGGUGCUAAGGGUUUCUCUUGUAAGAGCGGGGCUGGUUUGGGGCAGCUGACUGGCAAGAACGUUGAUCAGAAUAGACCAGAAAAAGUUGAUAUUGCAGGACGAUCUCCAGAUCUCCUCUUAGGCUCCUGUGCCAGCUGUAAUAAAAGAGCUGAAAAAUGGACCGAGGUGGUGAUAAUACAGAACAAGGAGCCCUAAACCCAGGUAUUUCCUGCCUGUGGGGCUGUGGCAGGGCUUUGCUUCGUCUCAUGGCAGUUGUCACCUUCAGACUGACUCCUAACUUGGCCUAAAAUGUGGGGGUGACCUGAGCGGGGGGACAGAGCUCACAGUAGAGUUUUUGGGCCAUGUGAGGGGCCCAUGUGGAGUGGGAGGGUGUUUGCUAGAGCAACCGUGAGCAAAGCGAGCGCAUCUGGAAGAACGCAGAGCAAGGGUGGCCAAGGAAUGGCACUUAAGCGCAGCUCCCACACGACAGCUGUUGGGUAAUCCCGUACCCCCCACUGCGGAGGGAAGCGGGCCAGCGGGAACACUGAUCUUCACCCUGCCAGGUUGCCCCAGGACUUUGCUGCAAGCUGAGCACCAUCAUCUGCACGCCCUGCCAUUUGCCAGCGGUGGGUCGUUCCCAGGUCCCCUCCUUUCCCCCAGCUCUCUGAGGGACGGGGCAUGCGUGCAUCCCAAAUCCCCAGAUGUUGCAGCUUGGGGAGUCAAAAACCCAAAUCUGAAGCCAAUCAGUUCUGAGGCAGUGCUACCCUCCGCUAAGAGGAUCUGGAAUCUGUUUCUGGUUAAGCUGCUUCCUCGGUGGCCGCCCAGAAAAAUCACCCCACCUCUCCUGCCAGCUGCUAAAGAAAGAGAACGUGACUCCCUAUUAAACCCUUGAGAUCUAACAGCGAUGCAGAUAAAGCGUUGUUGUUAUUGUGUCCUUCAGGGAACAGAUGAAAGAAAGGAGGCACUAUGAAUUACCAAGGGUGAGGCUCUGGGAACAUUUUAGCAACUCCAAAAUCACUUAAGUGCAUUAGAAUGUGAAAACAGCCAGAGGGGCCCCGGGAAGGAAGGAGAUCACCAGAAGAGAGAAAGCACAAAAGGGUUCCUAAUCCCUAUAACUCUCUUUCACUACCUCGCAGGCACCUCUGCUAAAAGAAAAAAUAACUUCUCUUAUCCGAGAAUGACAUCGCUGGAGCCAGGCAGGCCGGCAGGUUGGGUGUGCGAUUUUCCACUGUACACUGUAAGACCUGGCGCCACAUCAGUAGAGGGAUUUUUUUUUUUGUUUUCCCAACAAAGAAUAAAACAGUGUAGUGUCUCCCUUCCUGGUUCUCUGCUGCUCUUUUCACGCUAAUACCUGUCCAGCUGCAUUACUAUAAUCACUGUGCUCAAUCCCUUAAUAGCACGGCGCAGGCGUGGCUAUCGGGGUGGCUGCAUUGCCUCAUCCCUGGGCAUCCCUCCUGCGGUGUCCUGUCUAAACCCUCUGCUUCGCAGGUGGUCGCGGUGUUCUUGCUCCUCGCUGCUGCGUGCGUCGCACUUCGCCCAUCCGUCCUUUUGAUACAGGUGCUGCUGAGUUACGUUAGCAUCGUGUCUUCAGCUGCAAAUGUGUAGGGAAAAGCCUGUCUGCAGGCAGGCCGAAGCACUGGUCAGGGCUGAUCCUGCUCUUCCCACGAGAAAUUGCACAUAACGUGUCUUGGCAGUGGGUAUCUAAUGCAGCUUCAAAUUCUUUUUCUCUGAUUUAGACUAUUUAAGCAUGAAACCCUGCCUCAGCAAUGAGAUAGAAGAAAUUGCGGCACCAAAGUUUUUAGCUUCUGCAAAUCUUUUGGAAGUCAGAGGCUGCUUCUGUGGAGUUUGUGAAAGGUGAUGCAGCAAAGCAGGCGCCACUGGGAAACAUCAGGCGUCUGCCUUUUAAACUGACCAAAAGUCCACGUCUGUAGGGACUUUCCAGUCUCUGUAUACCAGUGCGUAAGAAGAAACUACUGGAGUUUCUUCUCUUUUGAGCUCCAAGAUUUCUGCCAAAUACGGUAUCAGUAUACAGAUACUGCCAGGUCUGUGCUUGUCCUGGGAUAGAGGUCCUGACGGGAAAAUUUCCAUCUGGCUUUGGGUUGGCCCAUAUAAAGAUUAUGGAUGUGCAGAGCUCUUAAGUCAGCAGCUUUCGUUGCCUUUAGACUGUUUUAAAAAGCAAAUAAAUAGAUUUGUAGAUUUUUAAUGAUCUAGCAACUUGGCAUAUCACAGAGGAUUCACUUGUGUUACUUCAUGAAGGAGUAGCGGGGUGGAGCUGGAGCGAGCACCACUGCGUCUCAGGUGCAACAGAGAAAUGCUAAAACGUAGCCGUGAGCAAGGAGCCUUCGGUCUGAAUCAUGCCGGGUGCUGGGAACUACAGCGGAAGGAGCAGAUCCUGUGUGCGCCGUAGUGCAUGUGACAAAAGACAUGAAAUUGGGGAGAGAAAAAUGAUGAUUCUGAAAUUUGGCUCUGGCUGUCAGAGGUGAUGAAAAGCGCCGGCAACGCCUCCUGCCCCAGCUAUAAAGGGCUCCAAGCCAGGGGGAAGCGAGCACUCGCUGUCUGCGCUGCCGAGCCGGGUGUCUCUCUCCAGCCCUCCGCCAGCCUUCGCCAUGAGCACCACUGUCAGGCAAUACUCCUCCUCCACCUCCCUCAAGGGCUUCGGUGGCCUGGGGGGAGGCUCCAGCAGGCUUUCCUCCAUGCGUGCUGGGGGAGGAGGCUACAGAGCCCCCAGCGUCCACGGAGGCUCUGGCAGCUACUCCGUCUCUUCCCGCAUUGUCUCGGGGCUCGGAAGUGGCUACGGGGGCAGCUACUGCAGCAGCGUAGGAGGGGGCCUCGGCAGUGGCUUUGGGGGUAGCUAUGGGGCUGGCUUUGGGGCUGGCUUCGGAGGUGGCUUUGGAGGCGGCUUUGGAGGCGGCUUUGGAGGCAGCGAUGGCAUCCUUCCGGCUGGCGAAAAGGAGACGAUGCAGAACCUCAACGACCGCCUGGCCGCCUACCUGGACAAAGUGCGUGCGCUGGAGGAGGCCAACACUGACCUGGAGGUCAAGAUCAGGGAAUGGUACAAGAAGCAGGGACCUGGUCCAGACCGUGACUACAGCCCCUACUACAGGACGAUCGAGGAGCUCAGGAACAAGGUCCUGGUGGCCACCGUUGACAAUGCCAACCUCCUUCUGCAGAUUGACAAUGCCAGGCUGACAGCUGAUGACUUCAGGACCAAGUUUGAGACGGAGCAGGCUCUGCGCCUGAGCGUGGAGGCCGACAUCAACGGCCUGCGCAGGGUCCUGGAUGAGCUGACCCUGGCCAGAGCAGACCUGGAGAUGCAGAUCGAGAACCUGAAGGAGGAGCUGGCUUAUCUGAAGAAGAACCACGAGGAGGAAAUGAAUGCCCUGCGCGGGCAGGUGGGUGGAGAGAUCAGCGUGGAGAUGGAUGCUGCUCCUGGAAUCGACCUCACCAAGAUCCUGGCUGAGAUGAGGGAGCAGUACGAGAGCCUGGCAGACAAGAACCGCAGGGACGCCGAGCAGUGGUUCUUCAGCAAGACAGAAGAGCUGAACCGGGAGGUGGCCAUCAACACCGAGCAGCUUCAGAGCGGCAAGACGGAGAUCACAGAGCUGCGACGCACCAUCCAGAGCCUGGAGAUUGACCUGCAGUCCCAGCUCAGCACGAAAGCGGCGUUGGAGGGCACCUUGGCUGACACAGAAGCCCGCUACGGCACCCAGCUGGCCCAGCUCCAGGGGCUGAUCACCAGCGUGGAGGAGCAGCUGGCCGAGCUGCGGUGCGACAUGGAGCGCCAGAACCACGAGUACAGGGUCCUCCUGGAUGUCAAGUGCCGCCUGGAGCAGGAGAUCGCCACGUACCGCCGGCUCCUGGAGGGCGAGGACGCGCACAUGUCCUCCCACUACAUCUCGCAGCCUGUGAAAGAAGCACCCAUCACUACCCGUCAAAUCCGCACAAUCUUUGAGGAAGUCCAGGAUGGGAAGGUGAUUUCCUCCCGUGAGCAGAUCACGCAGUCUGCCCACUAAGGCGGCUGCCUGGUUUGCCGCAAACCUCGCAUAGCAAAGCAAAAGAAGAUUCCAGCUUAUGUGCUCUGGCUACGUAGAUCACGAAAAGCAUCUUCUCUUUUUAUCACACCCCUACUUCCCUCACCCUCUCUCUGAGCGCUGUGCCGCGCUCAGAAAUCAAAUAAAGCUUUUCUUCACA